AUGUGUUUGCCUCCAACAGGAAUCGCCAGAAGCCACGGGGACCAACGCCAGGCUUCUAGGAGGUGGCUCCGGGAAGGCGGCCAAGAAUGUGAAUGCAGAGAUUGGUUCCUGAGAACCCCAAAGAGAAAAUCCACACCAGUGCUGGAGCCACAAAGGAAGCAGUGUCCCUGUGAUCAUGUCAAGGGCAGUGAGAAAAAAAACAGACACCAAAAGCACCACAGGAAGCCAAACAAGCCCUCCAGAACCUGCCAACAAUUUCUCAAACGAUGUCAACUAGCAAGUGUUGCUCUGCCCUUCUAGUUCCGAA
This is a messenger RNA of Onychomys torridus (southern grasshopper mouse), 307 nucleotides long. RefSeq names its product C-X-C motif chemokine ligand 17 (gene Cxcl17). Gene Ontology annotation, biological process: positive regulation of monocyte chemotaxis; positive regulation of macrophage chemotaxis; negative regulation of inflammatory response. The transcript has 3 exons. Lineage: Eukaryota; Metazoa; Chordata; Mammalia; Rodentia; Cricetidae. The record is from RefSeq and is a predicted model, not a curated record. The coding region runs from base 1 to 300 and encodes 99 amino acids.